Fusarium fujikuroi IMI 58289 is the source of this 2037-nucleotide messenger RNA. RefSeq lists its product as uncharacterized. The transcript has 2 exons. The record is from RefSeq and is a predicted model, not a curated record. The coding region runs from base 1 to 2037 and encodes 678 amino acids. NCBI's taxonomy places the organism in Eukaryota, Fungi, Ascomycota, Sordariomycetes, Hypocreales, Nectriaceae.
AUGGAGUCUAUUGAAGAAUGGCUACUACCAACCCAAGCUGAUGAGUCUUUGGAUCUCUCACUUGGACAUGCUAUCCUACCCAAGAAUACUCCCUCUGACGAGCGUAUUCUUGCGUUGAUCUUUCGAUCUAUCGUGCGUCCUGGCGUGCAGGUCAUAUUCGUUGGGUCGCCACUCAUGAAGACGUUGGCUCAAACAUGCGCGACAGCUCCAGGUCUCCAUGCCCUUCAGAUGGCUGAUCUCUAUGCAUAUGCCGAGUUCAUCGAGUUCUGUCAUGAUCAAAGAUUUGAUUCCGACAGCUGGACCGACUCUGCUGUGCUAGAUGACUUGGUUGUUGUAUUUCACUUGAACGAUGAUAUGUCGAGUGAGUGCGCACUUGCGUUAAUCGCGGUAAUGCAUUUCGUAAAGUGCACUGCCAGAGCUGUUCAAUCAUGUGUUCGAUUGCUCACAGCCUCCACUGAUGAGAUGCCUCGAGCUCUGUCUCACUUAUCAGAAUGGUUCAACAAGAGGCCUGUGCAGCGACUGACUGUACCGAGUGAGAUUGACGAAGACAUGCGCCGAGCAAAGCAAGUAGUUGUUGACACCCGAGACCGUGAUUGGCUCUCUCAAUACACUCGCUUUGUCCGGAGAGGACUUGAGGAGCAGCUUGUUGUCUACUCCCCUUCAAUGAUCGAUAUGCCGGCACCCAUGGAAACUACAACUAACAGUUAUGGUUUCAAAACUUCGACAGUCGAAAACACUCUUCGCUGGCGGCUGUUCGCCAUUGCAUUUCCAGAAGUCAGAAUGCCUCUGCCACUGGAGCAUGAAGAUAUUCAUGUUAUCCUUGACCCCAUUCGACACAUGAGGGUCUAUGACAGUGUUACGCGCCAGAUUACUCACUUGAACGUCUCGAUAAGUGCAGUAGAGCGUGAGGAACAAGUCUCGGUGGCUUUCCGAACUGCCAAGGUUCCGAAAUCUGUCACCCUUUACAUUCCUGGACGGACUGUAGAUGAAUAUGUCUGCGCUGGACGAGCCCCAAGGCGCCUGAGUGUUUGUAAUGCUCAAGCUGGUGGCUUUUUAGCUGCUGUGAGGGCAUUCAAGCAAUGGGAGUUGGAUGCAGACGUUGCGUCUUGCUUUUUCGUAUCCCCAAUGGAAAGGGACGUCUUCAAGACAAUGUCGCGUCGUGUUGCAAUACAGUUGCAAGUAGCGAAUGCCAAUCAACUAGCUGAGCCGUUGGUACGCAAGCUUCUACCACUCGUCGGAUACGACCAUAGACUUGCCAUCCUUGUCGCACUUCCUUGUAUAAGUGAUUCUGUGGCAUUGACAAAGAUCCGUUGGGCCGCCUUGACCUCUGUUGGUGUUGAAAACUUCGUAAAGUUCCCUGACGGAGGUACCAUCAUGGGACGAGAGAAUUGCAAAAUGAUGAGUGUGAAGCAUGGUUCAUCUUCACAAUGUCGGGUAUUUGGAACAACCUGGACAGUGCUAAAUCUCUGGGCAGAUGCUGUCAAUGCCCUCAGAUACUCUCGACCUCUUCCAGUGUCCCAGGAAUGGAUCCAGUUCCCUGUCACGGGUGUUCACAUUCAUUUGCCUUCUUGGUCAAAGAUGGAAGAGCUGACUAGGAGUAUUUCGGCCGUUGUAGGCCUCCCAUACUCAACGUCAAAGUUCUGCGACCUUGACAAGUGCGAGUCACUUCAACUGCAGCGACAUCUUCUGCACGCCUACAUUUUCCAGUUGACCAAGACCAUGGACUCCAACAGAUGUGUCAUUGAUCUAGCAACUGGAACUCAGGUAGUCGAUGACGGUGUUAACGCCUGGACAACGAAGGCUGCCGAAAGGCUUGAAGAGACAUGCUCACUGUUUGGCAUAUACUCAGAUAUGGAGCGUACAUCAAAUCGGAACACAGUGAGGAUUCGCGAUUGGACGUGGAUUCCUGCGUCCAUUGUGGCUGACUGGAGUUCGUUACAUACUGGUGGCGCUGACCUCACAGACUUUUUAUCUCACGUCAAUGAUCCAGCCGAGAAUGAGGAGAUAAGUACUGAUGUAUAUUGGGGUUCAGUAUAA